AUUUAGGGCGGGUAGCAAUUUUUGUUACACGCUUGCGCAGUUCAAUGUUGUGAUUUUAACUGUAACAACAUGUCGGCGUCCAUGGUGCGAGCGACCGUCCGAGCGGUCAGCAAAAGAAAAAUAUUGCCUACAAGAGCUGCACUGACACUGACUCCAUCAGCUGUGAGCAAGAUCAGGUUAUUGUUGCAGAACAAGCCGGAAUAUAUCGGUUUGAAGGUCGGAGUGAGAACACGUGGCUGUAAUGGAUUGACUUACACACUGGACUACACCAAGGAGAAAGACAAAUCUGAUGAGGAAGUGCUGCAGGAUGGUGUGAGGGUGUUCAUAGAGAAGAAGGCUCAGCUGACCCUUCUGGGAACUGAGAUGGACUUUGUGGAGUCAAAGCUGUCCAGUGAAUUUGUCUUCAACAAUCCCAACAUAAAGGGCACAUGUGGCUGUGGAGAAAGCUUCAACAUAUGAGCAUCAUGGAGCCUCCAUCCUCCCGCACCCUCCCUGCUCCAAACCCUGUCCCACCCGUAAAGACUGAAUGUUGACAAGGAAGUCGGACAUGAGGAAAUCUCUAAGAUGUGGACGUGCCUGCGUUCCUACCACUGCUCUUCCUGCUGACCACUCAUAUACGCACACUCGUGAAACUCAAGUAUGCAUGUUCAUGCUUAGAGGAUGGUUUUAAUACAAUCAGUGUAGUCAAAACUAUCUCAACAUAUUGAUUUUAGAUUCAGGUACCUCUUUUUUUAAAUUCUGGGCUCUGCAUAAAAAAAACCUUUAGAAGGACCUCAUAAGCAAGGUGUUUUUAAUUCAGUGACUGGCUGCUGUCUUACAUAUAUGCACAUUAUUUUCAGAAAUUACGUCAUGUAUGUCAAUGUACAACAUGACCAUGAACAUGCUCACUGAAGUAGAAAGUUGACCAGGUUUAAGUUGGUAAAGCUAAGAGGAUGAAGCGUGAUACUAUUAAGAGUAUUCUGUUUUCAAGUUUGAAGCUAUCCACCAAAAUCCAUAGACGUUAAGGUCAACAUCAGCUGUUUGAUAAACACACUGAAAGACAGUGUAUUAUAAUCCAGUGUCAUGUACCAGCAGUAUGCAAAAGAGGAAUUUGAGUGUCUUGAAACUGCUUUAUUAGUUUGUAAAGUGUAUAUUUAUCUCUGUGUGUAAAUAUAAAGAAUGUAAAUCUCCCUUGAACCACACAAACGCACAAAAAACCCACACCAAACAUGUAUCCCUCACAUAAGAGUACAUGAGGUUUGUUGGAUUACUUUGCUUGAACAAAGGCAGGACUUUGUAUAGACUGUGUGCUCUUAAGAUUUGUAACCUGUGCAAUAUGUCUGUGUACAUAUGAAAUAAUAAAUAGCUAAAUCCAGUAAUAUGAAA
Siniperca chuatsi (mandarin fish) is the source of this 1365-nucleotide messenger RNA. RefSeq names its product iron-sulfur cluster assembly 1 (gene isca1). The record is from RefSeq and is a predicted model, not a curated record. Gene Ontology annotation, molecular function: 2 iron, 2 sulfur cluster binding. The transcript has 4 exons. NCBI's taxonomy places the organism in Eukaryota, Metazoa, Chordata, Actinopteri, Centrarchiformes, Sinipercidae. Gene Ontology annotation, biological process: iron-sulfur cluster assembly. Gene Ontology annotation, cellular component: cytoplasm; mitochondrion. The coding region runs from base 70 to 459 and encodes 129 amino acids.